Trichogramma pretiosum is the source of this 385-nucleotide messenger RNA. Its product is annotated as histone H4. Gene Ontology annotation, cellular component: nucleosome. The record is from RefSeq and is a predicted model, not a curated record. The transcript has a single exon. Gene Ontology annotation, biological process: nucleosome assembly. NCBI's taxonomy places the organism in Eukaryota, Metazoa, Arthropoda, Insecta, Hymenoptera, Trichogrammatidae. The coding region runs from base 26 to 337 and encodes 103 amino acids. Gene Ontology annotation, molecular function: DNA binding; protein heterodimerization activity; structural constituent of chromatin.
UGCUCAGAUCAACGUAUAUUCAAAAAUGACUGGACGUGGAAAGGGAGGCAAAGGAUUGGGAAAAGGAGGAGCAAAGCGCCAUCGCAAAGUUCUUCGUGAUAACAUCCAAGGUAUCACGAAGCCAGCAAUCCGUCGUCUUGCUCGUCGUGGUGGUGUCAAGCGUAUCUCCGGACUUAUUUACGAAGAGACCCGUGGUGUUCUCAAGGUUUUCCUGGAGAAUGUCAUCCGUGACGCUGUCACUUACACCGAGCACGCCAAGCGCAAGACUGUCACCGCCAUGGACGUAGUCUACGCACUCAAGCGUCAAGGCCGCACUCUCUACGGUUUCGGCGGUUAAACACUUCCGUAACCCCACAUUCAAACAAUCAGUCCUUUUCAGGACUAC